Molecule: messenger RNA, 1236 nt
Organism: Pochonia chlamydosporia 170
Lineage: Eukaryota; Fungi; Ascomycota; Sordariomycetes; Hypocreales; Clavicipitaceae
Product: S-adenosylmethionine synthetase
Exons: 3
Coding region: 1-1236 (411 amino acids)
Biological process (GO): S-adenosylmethionine biosynthetic process
Cellular component (GO): cytosol
Molecular function (GO): methionine adenosyltransferase activity; ATP binding
Source: RefSeq, a predicted model, not a curated record
AUGCCUGGCGUCAACGGUACCAACGGAUCGUCCCCUCAGGGCACCUUCCUCUUCACAGUAAGUGAAUAUGAUCCAGCGCAGAGGUCGAAAAAGGCCCUCGCUGCGAGAUCCGAGUCCGUCGGUGAGGGUCACCCCGACAAGAUCGCCGAUCAGGUCUCUGAUGCUAUCCUCGACGCCUGCUUGGCCGAGGAUCCCCUCUCCAAGGUCGCUUGCGAGACCGCCACCAAGACUGGUAUGGUCAUGGUUUUCGGUGAAAUCACCACCAAGGCCAAGCUCGACUACCAGAAGAUUGUCCGUGACGCCGUCAAGGGCAUUGGCUACGAUGACUCUGAGAAGGGCUUCGACUACAAGACCUUGAACUUGCUCGUCGCCAUCGAGCAGCAGUCCCCCGACAUUGCUCAGGGUCUGCACUACGAGGAGGCUCUUGAGAAGCUCGGCGCUGGUGACCAGGGUAUCAUGUUCGGUUAUGCCACUGACGAGACCCCUGAGCUGUUCCCCCUCACCCUCCAGCUCGCUCACAAGCUCAACGCUGCCAUGUCUGCUGCCCGCCGUGACGGAUCUCUGCCCUGGCUGCGACCCGACACCAAGACCCAGGUCACCGUCGAGUACAAGCACGACAACGGCGCUGUUGUCCCCAUCCGUGUCCACACUGUUGUCGUGUCUGCUCAGCACUCUCCCGACAUCACCACCGAGGAGCUCCGCAAGCAGAUUCUCGAGAACAUCAUCAAGAAGACCAUCCCCGCCAAGUACCUCGACGACAACACCAUCUACCACAUCCAACCCUCUGGUCUCUUCAUCAUUGGUGGUCCCCAGGGUGACGCUGGUCUUACUGGCCGUAAGAUCAUUGUCGACACCUACGGUGGCUGGGGUGCCCACGGUGGCGGUGCCUUCUCCGGAAAGGACUUCUCCAAGGUCGAUCGUUCCGCCGCCUAUGUCGGUCGCUGGAUCGCCAAGUCUCUGGUCAACGCCGGCCUUGCCCGUCGUGCUCUUGUCCAGCUCUCUUACGCCAUUGGUGUUGCCGAACCCCUGUCCAUCUAUGUCGACACCUACGGCACCUCUGAACGAACCUCGGACGAGCUCGUCGAGAUUAUCCGCAACAACUUUGACCUGCGACCCGGCGUCAUUGUUCGUGAGCUCAACCUGGACCGCCCCAUCUACCUUCAGACUGCCAAGAACGGUCACUUCGGUACCAACCAGUCAUUCACCUGGGAGCAGCCUAAGCAGCUCAAGUUCUAA